CUUGGGGAUCGAGGGUUUUUCCCAUAAGAAGCUAGGGUUUUUCCCAUACGUCCGAGCUCGUUCUCUGGUAUCAGAGUUUCGAUCAUGGCGGAAGAACUCGCGGCGAACCCCCAAUCCGACGAAGGAGACGCGCCGGUGGAAGCCGGAUCUGCCGUAGACAUGGAGCUGGAGGCCUCAUCUCCACAAAACGCUGGUGAUUCCGAGCCCCUGGGCGCAGACGACGAGCCUAACGGGGUGGAGAAUCAGGCGGAGGUGGGCGGAGAAGGUGGGGCGAAGAGAGAGAGAGAGGAGGGAGGCGAUGCGGCGGCAGCGGAGGAGGAGGACGAGGAUGGAGCUUCGAAGAAACGGAAGGUCGAGAGGUCCUUGGAAGAGGAGAGGCUCGAGAAGGUGGAAGAGAAAGAGGAGAGGGAGGAAUUGAAGGCGGCGGAGGAGGAGGAGAAGAAAGGUGCAGAAGGUGGGGACGAGAAGGAUUCGAUGACGGCAAGCCUGGGACCGAAGGUGUUUACCUCGUCGGUGGAGAUGUUCGACUACUUCUUCAAGCUCCUUCAUCACUGGUCUCCGAAUCUCGAUAUCAACAAGUAUGAGCACAUGGUGCUGUUGAAUUUACUGCAGAAGGGCCAUCCGGAGCCUGACAAGAAGAUUGGAGAAGGGAUCCAAGCAUUCCAGGUCCGCUACCAUCCGACAUGGAAGAGUCGUUGCUUCUUCAUCGUACGGGUUGAUGGAACUGAUGAUGAUUUCAGCUUCCGUAAAUGUAUCGAUCGGAUUCUCCCAUUACCUGACCAGAUGAAAGUCCCGUCAGCCUCAAAUGGCAAGAAGGUUGGCCAUCAGAAGGGCGGCGGCGGCGGUGGUCGCGGAGGCAAAGGUGGGCGAGGCCAAGGUGGGCGAGGCCGUGGCAAAAGAGGCAGGAAGUAGGAUCAUAUCCUGUUUUAGCCACAAAGUGGUCCAAUUGGUACUUGGUGCUUAUUUAUGAGUGAAAGCUCUGGAGUUCUGCUGUUUCAUGUUAAAACAAGGGUCAUGCCAGCUUUAGUUCUAUGGACUUAAAACAUAUAUCUAUUUUUUUUGUAUGUUGACGUUAUGUUUUGUUCUCUCCAAAUCAGAAUACCUUGCUGACUAAUUUCUGGAGUUUCACUGGUA
Molecule: messenger RNA, 1134 nt
Organism: Phoenix dactylifera (date palm)
Lineage: Eukaryota; Viridiplantae; Streptophyta; Magnoliopsida; Arecales; Arecaceae
Product: DCL-like protein
Biological process (GO): chloroplast rRNA processing; chloroplast organization; nucleologenesis
Cellular component (GO): chloroplast; nucleus
Source: RefSeq, a predicted model, not a curated record